Molecule: messenger RNA, 906 nt
Organism: Chenopodium quinoa (quinoa)
Lineage: Eukaryota; Viridiplantae; Streptophyta; Magnoliopsida; Caryophyllales; Amaranthaceae
Exons: 1
Coding region: 1-906 (301 amino acids)
Molecular function (GO): nucleic acid binding; RNA-DNA hybrid ribonuclease activity
Source: RefSeq, a predicted model, not a curated record
AUGUUUGCUUGGAAGAUUAUCCAUAAUGCGUUGCCUUCUGCUUCGUUACUUGCUCGGAAGGGUUUGCCUGUGGAUUCCAGAUGUGGAUUAUGUCAUCAGGAUGUGGAGACACUUUCUCACCUUUUUCAAGAUUGUCCAUUUACUUGGAGUUUAUGGGAGGACCAACCUUGUGGUUCGACCUUGAAUAUGUCCCAGGAUCAGUCUUUUGAGGAAUGGUUUCCUGAGGUUCUUUUUAAGUUUCUUCAUGAUAAGGACCGGUUGAUGCUAGAUCGAUUUUUAAGCCUGUUAUGGGCCCUCUGGCUUACUCGGAACUCUAUGAGGUUUCGUUCUGUGGUUUAUUCUCCUGAUUCUAUUAUAGAUCUAGCUUCUAGUUGGGUGGACAGGUGUUCCGAGGCAAGGUCGUUCAGAUAUGAUAUUACGCCUGCGUUUCCUCCAGGGUUUUCUUGUCCUAUGUCUUCUACAGUUCUUAGAGGGAUUGCUUCGGAUGUAUAUACCGUCAGUCUUACUUUUGAUGGGGCCUGGAAGUCUGAAAGUCAUAAUGCGGGUACUGGAUGGGUAUUCUUGGAUGUGGCUUCUAAUGUUCCUCUCGGGGGUGGGGCGCAGGCUUGUAAAUCUAAUUCUGCGUUCCAGUCUGAAAUGAUUACUUGUCUGUUUGCUUUACGCCAUGCCAGGCAACGUGGGUAUUCCUCUUUACAAAUUCUUACUAAUUGCUCUUUGGUAGUGGAUUCACUUCGGUCUCCGGUUCCCAAGGAUAUUUCUGUCUGUUGGAUUCAGCAGGAGCUUCUGGAAGUUAUUGGGGCUUUGGUUGUGUGUCAUGUUCAGAAGGUUCCCAGAUCUACGGUUACUCAAGCUCAUUGUUUGGCAGGGAUGGCACGUUGGCGUGAUUUACUUUGUUUCCGUUUUUAG